AUGCUGCGGCUGCGCUGCAAGGCCCGGAGCGGCUCGCACGCGCUGCCGGGGCUGUCGCCGCACUCCCGCCUCCGCGACAUGCAGGCCGCGCUGGCCGCGCUCACCGGAGUGCCCGCGCCCGCCCAGCGCCUCCUGCACGGCUUCCCGCCGCGCAGCCUCGACCUCAGCGACGGCGAGCGCCGGCUCGGCGAGCUCGGCAUCCACUCGGGCGACACUCUCAUAGUAGAAGAGGACACCUCCAAACCCGAGCCUGACUCUCCCGUGAUCGCCAAAAAAGCCAUGUCCCAGCCCGUGAGGGAAGCCGUGCCUGUGCUGGCCAGGAGGGUGGUGCCGGCAGACAAUUCCUGCCUGUUCACCAGCGUCUCCUACGUGGUGGAGGGCGGCGUCUACGACCCCGGCUGCGCCCCGGAGAUGCGCAACCUCAUCGCCCAGAUCGUGGCCAGCGACCCCGAGUCGUACUGCGAGGCCGUGCUGGGCAAAACCAACCGGGAAUACUGUGACUGGAUCCGCAGGGAGGAGACGUGGGGAGGAGCCAUCGAGGUGUCCAUCCUGUCCAAGUUCUACCAGUGCGAGAUCUGCGUGGUGGACACGCAGACCGUGCGCAUCGACCGCUUCGGCGAGGACGCGGGCUACAGCAAGCGCGUGCUGCUGAUCUACGACGGGAUCCACUACGACCCCCUGGAGCGCCGCGUGCCCGGCUCGGACCUUCCCCCCCAGACCAUUUUCCCCAGCAGCGACGACGUGGUGCUGGCGCAAGCCCUGGAGCUGGCGGACGAAGCCCGGAGGAAGAGGCAGUUCACGGAUGUGAAUCGCUUCGCCCUGCGCUGCAUGGUGUGCCAGAAGGGACUGACGGGGCAGCUGGAGGCCAGGGAGCACGCCAAGGAGACCGGGCACGCCAACUUUGGGGAGGUGUGAGCUCGAGCGUGACCAGGGUGCCGUUUUCACUACCUCACCGCUCCGGAAUCGAAUUCUGGAGGUCCCCAGAUAAGCUGUUUGUAAUCAUAAAAUUCCGUUCGGCAGAGCUUGAGAAGCGAAUUAACUUAAUGGUGUGGCCAACGCGCAGGUUUGGGAAUAAGGGGUUGGGAAUAGGGGAUGGAACUUGGGCAGGUGGUGGACAGUGGCAGCCACACCUUGAUUUCCUCACCUUGUGUGUGCGUGCGUGUGGUCUGAGCUGACAGACACAACCAACGCUGGUGUAAAAUCCACCUCUGAGGUGCUGAAUGUACAUUGGCAGGGUAACUCGACGAAUCCGUGGCUUUGGGAAGCACACGUAUCACACUGGGAAUCGGGCAGCUCUCAGAGGGCAAACUGCUCGUGUGCUGCGUGAUUUGUGGUGGAAGUAUCAAGUACAACAGUGUCGAAAUACAAUUUGUAGUGGAAAGAGGAUCUCUGAGCUGCCCUUCACCUAAUCAGGAAUAGACUGUGUAGUUUGUGUGCAGAGAACUUUAGGGAAAGCAAUGGCCUCUAAGCUUUAAGGUAGCCUUUAAAUUAAUGAGUAGAUGGGUAAGUGUUGAAUAAAACUUAUUAAUCCUCCGUAGGUAGUUUUUAGUCGCUUGAAAAAUAACUCUCAACCCCCUGGUGUUUACACUGCAUCAGAGCAUAAGCAUGUUUCCUGGAAUACUUGGGAUUCUUCUUCAUAAUAGCAUUGGAAAUUCCUACAAGAGGGAAGUGACUCAAUUUGCAUCUGUUGAAUACAUUGAAUAUUUUACUUGAGUAGGGCCAGUCAUGGCCAUGGUGUUAUUAAGCUGUUCCAGUUUCCAAAUACUGUAAAUGAGCACUUUAAGGUUGAGUUCUCGCUCUUUGCUGGUAAAAAAGUUUUGCCCUCUGAAGGCCAGAGCCAGAGGGGAUGCUCAAAAUUCCAUCUGCUUUCUGCCUUAAGGUGUUUGUUUUGUCAGCGAGACUUUCAUUGUGAUAAUGAAGGGUGCAGCUGAAUAUUCAGAGCAAAAUAAGCUGGGAAAAAAAAGUGCCCCACUCCUUGGACUGUUCAGAAUCAGGGAAGGUGAAACUGGUUUAAUUGGAACAUCUUACCUCACAAGUGGGGUUGUGAAGCUUAACAGCAAAUGCUUUUGAAGGCUUUUCAAAGGUGCUGUAAAGGUGCAUAUUACUGAAGGGGAUUUAUGUUGUUUUUUUGGGUUUUUUUUUUUCUUUGAAAUGCCUGCAACACAUCCUUGUUUCUUGAAUUUUAAAAUAUCCUUUGCCUGCCAUCGUUCUGUUUUGAGUGGCCUUCCUUGCACUUUUAGACUGGGGAACAAGAACGUGCCUCUCCGGGCUGAGGCAGAAAUAAACCCACUUUCCACG
Messenger RNA from Hirundo rustica (Barn swallow), 2298 nucleotides. It is a transcript of the gene YOD1, whose product is annotated as YOD1 deubiquitinase. Bases 1 to 915 code for a protein of 304 amino acids. The transcript is spliced from 2 exons. Gene Ontology annotation, biological process: endoplasmic reticulum unfolded protein response; protein deubiquitination. The record is from RefSeq and is a predicted model, not a curated record. Gene Ontology annotation, molecular function: cysteine-type deubiquitinase activity. Gene Ontology annotation, cellular component: nucleus; cytosol. NCBI's taxonomy places the organism in Eukaryota, Metazoa, Chordata, Aves, Passeriformes, Hirundinidae.